This is a messenger RNA of Candidozyma duobushaemuli, 918 nucleotides long. RefSeq lists its product as uncharacterized. Gene Ontology annotation, cellular component: endoplasmic reticulum. Gene Ontology annotation, biological process: protein folding. Gene Ontology annotation, molecular function: protein disulfide isomerase activity. The transcript has a single exon. NCBI's taxonomy places the organism in Eukaryota, Fungi, Ascomycota, Pichiomycetes, Serinales, Metschnikowiaceae. The coding region runs from base 1 to 918 and encodes 305 amino acids. The record is from RefSeq and is a predicted model, not a curated record.
AUGAGGGAACUCAUACUAUGGCUACUCUGGAUACACCUUGCCUGCUCUAAGAUCGCAGAAGUCAGCUCUAUCAAUGAGAUAUUGGAAUCCCAUUACACAUUGCUUUAUUUCUAUACGCCUGGUUGCGUAUACUGUAAUGGGUUCGACGCAGACUUUGUCUACUUGAAUGGAAUUUAUGACCACAAUGACGACCUCACGUUCGCAAAAAUCAAUGGGCAUAGAGAUAAACAGCUCGCGGAGCUAUUCAGAGUGACCAGCUUCCCCACUAUCAAGCUAUACGAUGCCCAUCAAAAGAAGAUUGCACACUUCCGGGAGACAAGGACGCUUCCUAAUCUUCAGAAAUUCAUAGCGGAGUUUUCCUCGGCGACACCAAACGAUGCUACUAUUGAAUUGCCAUUUGAGAUCUUGAGCUCUGCAAAUCAGCUUGACCAAUUGCUUCUCAAACAAGACAACGUUCUAAUAGCAAUUGUCUCCAAAUCGAGCCCUGAAUGGCUGAACUAUUACUACCCCAACCAUUUCUACCUGCAAGUGGCCCAACUGCAUCCCAAUAUAACCUUUACUGUCGUCUUUGCAGAUGAGACCGGUGGUGACAUAUUGGAGCGGUACCAAGUAAGCAACUUUCCGUCCUUGAUUUUGAUCUCAGAGAGCGGUCUCAAAACGUUUAAUUCGUUUUCAACUAACGCCUUAACGAACAAUAAGCUCGAAGAGGAGGACUUAAACGACUUCUUGAAAGACACUAAGGAGAGGCAAGAUUUCCAUUCUUUCAAAUCUCUCGAGGACCUCGAAGCUCACGUAUCUUCCGGGAGCUAUGAAGGUCACAAGCAGAUCAAACGAGGCAUGAAUGUGGGCAAGUUGACCCGAGAAAGUGUAGAUAUGGACCUGGAGUAUGAGGAACUUCUUCGCCACAUAGAGCUAUAA